AUGUCUUUUGAAGCAGUAGCGUUCAGAGCAUUGGAACCCAAGGUGUAUGAUUUUGCCAUUGAGUUACUUGAUACGUACUUCCAAGCUGGCAGACAAGAUGUGAUUGAACGCCGUAAGCUCCGUAAAUUGAAGCAAGAGUCAAAUGAAAAGUUUUCUCACUAUGUCAUCCGGUUGAGACAACAGGCACUGAACUGUGGUUUCGAGAAGUGUGGAACAGAAGUCACUGAAAUCUUGAAGGAAAUUUAUCUGGUCGAUGUCAUAGUGGAGAAUUGCCGUUCAGAUGAUCUUCGCAAGGCCAUUCUCAAACGCGAUCGAUCGAUCAGAGAAAUUGAGGAAAUAGCAGCGACAAUUGAGGAUACGGAUCAGCAAAUGAAGGAGUUGAAGGAGCACGCCAAUACGUCCCGAGAAGUAGCAGUUUAUGAAGUCAACCGACCAAAUCAGGCACGACCUGCGGUGCGCAGAAACUCAACAGCAGAUCGUAGAACACACCGUGGGCAGCUGUUCGGGGUUACAUCCAAGCGUGAAGUUGCUACCAAACUGACGGCGUUCAAAGGCUCGAAAUCAUCUUGUUUUGCAUGUGGACAGUCCGGGCAUUUGGCAAAUUCACCUGAUUGUCCAGCACGUGGUCGUAUAUGUCGUCGUUGUCGUGAAUUGGGUCACUUCGAAACUGUUUGCAGGAAGCAAAAACAGAGAUCAGAAGCUGUAAGGAGACCAAGGAAGAUCUACAACAUCGAUAAAUCGUCAGCAGUAGAGCAAGAGGAGGAAGAUAAGGAUAAGCGAGAUGAUUCUCCGGAGCCGAAAAAGGUGUAUUAUGCGUUCUAUGGAGGAAACCAAACAAAUCUUUUGGACGGAGUUAUUGGAGGAAUCGCGGUGAAGGUUUUGAUUGAUUCGGGAGCAGAUGCAAAUUUGAUUCGGCUGGAAACGUGGAAAAUGAUGAAAGAGAGGAAGGUCAUUGUAGUAACGUCGACAAAAGGGACUACAGUGGCGGAAUUCUUCGUUGUCAAUGGCGGACAGAAGGACAUUUUGGGAGACGCGACUGCUAAGAAGCUGGGUGUGCUGAAAGUUGGAAUCGAAGUUAACAACGUCGACAAAGAAAUGAAACCGUUCAGUAAAAUCAAGGGUGUGAAGGCGCAGAUAAGAAUGAUGGCAGAUGCUCGGCCUGUCUUUCAGCCAGUUCGUCGAGUGCCGAUUCCAAUGGAGGAUGCAGUAAACCGGAAGCUGGAUCAAUUAUUACAACGAGAUAUCAUUGAAGUGAAACAAGGACCGGCAACAUGGGUUUCUCCGCUGGUAAUCGUUGGGAAAACUUCAGGCGAACCACGAAUUUGUUUGGAUCUACGACAAGUGAAUGAAGCGGUAGUCCGAGAACAUUUUCCUAUGCCGGUAGUGGAUGAGUAUCUAGCAAGACUCGGAAGAGGAAAAAUCUGGAGCAAGCUGGAUAUUCGUGAAGCAUUUCAUCAGAUUGAGCUGGACGAUGAUUCGAGGGACGUGGCAACAUUCAUCACGAAUAAAGGAUUGUUCCGGUUCAAACGGCUUCCGUUCGGACUCGUGACUGCCCCUGAAAUAUUUCAAAGAAUAAUGGAGGAGAUUUUAUCAGGUUGUGAAGGUACAUACUGGUACCUAGAUGAUGUGAUGGUAGAAGGUGAGACGAAGGAAAUCCACGAUAAAAACUUGAAGAAGGUGCUCGAUAGGUUCAAAGAACGUGGCGUAGAGCUUAACUGGGAGAAGUGUGAGUUUGGGGUAUCGCGGCUGGAGUUUCUCGGUUAUGACAUUUCGAAAGAAGAACGCAAACUGAAGAAGAUGCACGAACAAAGCAUCGAUAAUCCAGCAGAGCUGGUUGAUGUAGUUCAAAGCGACAGUGCUGAAGAACCUGGUAAUGACCAAGAUGAGAAGAUGGAUGUAAAAACAAAUGAGGCUGAUUCCGAGAAUGAUAAUUAUGCUGACGAUGAGGAUGUGUUUAACGCGAGUGAUAAUGAGGCUCUGGAUGAAAGUGACAGUGAUGACUAA
This is a messenger RNA of Aedes albopictus (Asian tiger mosquito), 2004 nucleotides long. RefSeq lists its product as uncharacterized. The coding region runs from base 1 to 2004 and encodes 667 amino acids. Gene Ontology annotation, biological process: proteolysis. The transcript has 5 exons. The record is from RefSeq and is a predicted model, not a curated record. NCBI's taxonomy places the organism in Eukaryota, Metazoa, Arthropoda, Insecta, Diptera, Culicidae. Gene Ontology annotation, molecular function: nucleic acid binding; aspartic-type endopeptidase activity; zinc ion binding.